UUGAGUCUGAUCGAUCAUAAUGGAGACCAUACUGCAAACCCUCAUACACUGUACCGAUGUAAGUCUUCGUUCAAAGGUUUACAUCCAAUCAAGUCCCCAUCACAACACACUCGCUCGUCAGUCGUCACCAAACCAACCGUAUCGCCAUGGCUGCGCACCUGCGUGAACAGUUUGUUGUACCCGUGGCCGUGUCCCUGCUCGUGGCUGUUGUACCCCAUCAUGUUACGGCAUGGCGGCAGCGGGAGGUGGUGGCCGCUCUGGACCACCAGCGGUAUUCCGUCGUGGUCUGCCGUGGUGGCCACGCAUCGGCCACGCCGGGGGGGUCACUCACUCACGCACACACCCGACCGCUCGCGAGCCGCGCUCGGCUCUGACCGCUGCGGCUCCCCGCCCCGCGGCCCCCGCGCGCCCCCGCCCCGCCGGACCCGAACCUUGAAUGAGGUGCGCGCGCAACACACACAACCGCACACAACCAGGACGCCAGGCGUCGUCCCGCGUCCGACUGUUGACUAA
This is a messenger RNA of Danaus chrysippus (African queen), 513 nucleotides long. The record is from the annotation of a GenBank genome assembly. NCBI's taxonomy places the organism in Eukaryota, Metazoa, Arthropoda, Insecta, Lepidoptera, Nymphalidae.